Molecule: messenger RNA, 2984 nt
Organism: Amorphotheca resinae ATCC 22711
Lineage: Eukaryota; Fungi; Ascomycota; Leotiomycetes; Helotiales; Amorphothecaceae
Exons: 5
Coding region: 1-2934 (977 amino acids)
Biological process (GO): mismatch repair; chiasma assembly
Cellular component (GO): nucleus
Molecular function (GO): ATP-dependent DNA damage sensor activity; ATP binding; mismatched DNA binding
Source: RefSeq, a predicted model, not a curated record
AUGGCAUACAAGCGUCGCCGUCUGGGAUCGAGAACUUCGUCUCGACACCCGCCGUCACACCCGUCGUCUUCUGAACCCCAAAACCUCUCUCGGAUGAGCUCUGCCCCUCGAGCCAUUCCACCGUCUUCCCCAAGCUUACCAGCUCUUCCUCAACAGGGGAGACUAUCCCUCGGGCCUACGAGCUCACAUGUCUCCAUUGGCCUGUCAACCGGUGAUGAGGACGCUGUUUCUGCGCAUGACAUAGCAGAGACAGAUGCUGAUAUACAGAUACGUGAAGACUCCGAUGCUAUGAACGAGGUCAUUAUGGCAAUUGACAUGAAAGAACGUGGCACAAUUGGAUGUGCCUAUUACAUUGCUAGACAAGAAACUCUUUGCCUGAUGGAAGAUAUCAAGAUGGGCGGGCUUGAAAUUAUCGAUACAUUAAAGCUCCACGCCCAGCCUACUGUUAUUUUAAUCAGCACACGCUCGGAAGAGGGGUUAGAGGAGCAUCUUAAUAAGGAAGCUCGAGGAAUAGCCCGAGGGGAUGGAGCAAACGACAUCUUUGGCUCAUAUGUUCUUGAUUCUCGACCUUCCUCCGAUUUCAACUAUUUAGCAGCUAAAAACAGGCUCAUUAACCUUGAACUAAGCGCAGACGAGGCUCCCAAAAUUAUAUUCACAGCGCCUGGAGAGGAAUUGACUGGAGAUGCUGCGUAUGGCCAGUCCUCUCAAGGCGGUACUGGACGCCAAGGGCGAUUGAUGAGGCUAGCAGGCUGGAUAGACCUUGAAAGCAAGCUUACGGUUGGUUGUGCUGGAGCUAUAUUGGGCUACCUCACCCGACGCAGGACUACUGACUACCUUCCAAACGACCGAGCUGUUUUCAUCGAUUUCCGGAUCAAGUCUAUCGAGAUGUUUACUCUCUCAGACUUGAUGUUUGUUAAUUCGGAUACACUGGCAUCACUUCAGAUUAUCCAGUCAGAAAAUCACCCAAACUCACAUAUGCAGGGCCCAAACAGAUCCACCUCAGGGGCCAAAGAAAGCUUGUCUGUCUUCGGGUUAUUCUACCAUUUAGCGAGCACCCCGCAAGGGAAACAGAAGCUCCGACAGAUAUUCUUGAGACCUAGCAUGAACAUAUCCAUCAUUGGAGAGCGACUAACUACCAUUGGCGUCCUCUUGCAGUCCGAGAAUUCGCCAUUGCUGGAGAAGAUCUGCAAGAGCCUGAAGAAGAUAAAGGACAUCCGGUCUGUGGUCGUUCAUCUGCAGAAGGGAGUCAGCAAUGUUUCCAGCAAGUGCUUUACAAUUAAUAGGGGGAUCUUGGCCAGCAUACUGAAUUUUACCUUUCACACGUUGAAGGUUAUUGAAGCAGUGCGUGAGUUGAAUGAUGGUCAGACCUUGGCCGUUGCAACCAAACUUAUUGCUGAGAUACAACCUCAUUCGCUACAUCAGAUUGGGCAGAUGAUUACGCGGACUGUUGAUUUCCAAAGAUCUGCAGAACAGCAUCGAAUAGCAGUCCUACAGGGAGUAGACGUGGAACUCGACACUAUCAAGAGAACAUAUGAUGGAAUGGAUAGCCUUCUUACAGAGGUUGCUACUCAACUUUCAAACGAUGUACCGGAAUGGGCGUCUCAGUAUAUUGGAAGCUGCAUAUUCUUCCCACAACUUGGAUUCCUCACCGUUGUCCCCCUUGACCCAGAAACAGGCAAAGGCAGGUAUGAGGGCGAAGGAAUACAGAAUGAUAUAUGGGAGAGAAUGUUUGUCAGUAAUGACAUGGGGUACUACAAAAACCGGCGCAUGAAAGAGAUGGAUGAAUACUUUGGAGACAUGUAUGGCAUGAUUUGCGAUAGGGAGAUCGAGAUUAUCCACGGUCUAACCGUGAAAAUUCUGGAGCAUGAAGAACUCCUAAUCGCUGCUUCAGACCUUUGCGGAGAGCUCGAUAGCCUCGUUGCAUUAGCUUUGGGAGCCAGCAAAUACCGAUUCGUCUCACCACAUAUGACGACGGCAAACGUAAUUCGUAUUGAAGGUGGUCGCCAUCCAUUGCAAGAACUUACUGUCCCAUCCUAUAUUGAAAAUGACUGCUGGCUUUCGGGGGGUAUUGGAGAAGGAGGCGAAGACGAGCCUAUGAGCCCGUCUCCAUGUUCUGCAUCCGUCCAAGAAAGCGUUGAAUGUCCCAGUAUGCUCAUCAUGACCGGUCCAAAUUACUCAGGUAAAAGUGUUUACCUCAAACAAAACGCGUUGAUUGUGUACAUGGCACACAUUGGUAGUUUUGUUCCCGCUGAGAAGGCCACAAUUGGGUUGACGGACAAGAUUCUGACAAGAAUUGUGACUCGAGAAAGUGUUUCAAAGAGUCAGAGUGCUUUCAUGAUUGACCUUCAGCAAGUGGCUUUGUCAAUGACCUUCGCCACUCGUCGCAGUCUCAUAAUCAUAGAUGAGUUUGGAAAGGGAACCAACACUGUUGAUGGAGCUGGGUUAGCUUGCGGCGUCUUUGAAUACUUUCUCAACCUCGGUGUCCAUCGGCCUAAAGUCCUAGGAGCCACACACUUCCACGAGAUCUUUGAAAAUGGAUUCUUACAGGAAAGACCCGAGUUAUCAUUUGGUCAUAUGGAAGUCCGUGUCGACUUAAAUGCGGAGGUCGUAGAGGAUCAGAUCACGUAUUUGUAUAACUUCGUACCAGGUCGAAGCACUUCCAGUUUUGGUACUUGCUGCGCCAGCAUGAACGGUAUUGAUCCGGCUAUCGUGGAAAGGGCAGAUGAGUUGAUUGUCUUAGCAGCACGAGGAGAGGAUCUCAUAGCAGCGUGUGCAAAGGUUUCAGAUGAGGAAAUCAAAGAGUUGGAGGACGCAGAGCAGGUCGGAAGACAGUUCCUCGAGCAGGAUUUCCUACGUCUAGAUGAGAAUCUCCAUGACACCGGGAUUAAUGUCCGAAGCAUUCUUCAAGAGAUUAUUACCUUGGGUUCGAGUUAAGUUAUUGAUUAAUCUGUCUUGUCGCAUUUGCCUCACGGAAUAAAUUCUGC